Microcebus murinus (gray mouse lemur) is the source of this 770-nucleotide messenger RNA. The record is from RefSeq and is a predicted model, not a curated record. Lineage: Eukaryota; Metazoa; Chordata; Mammalia; Primates; Cheirogaleidae.
GGGACCAGGAGGAGGCGACUUCUCGGCCCGCGGCGCCCGGGCGCAGGUGCAGGGCUGGGGCGGCCCGGCCUCGGCCUCGGCGUCAGGAAAUGGCAGCAGGGGCCAGGACCGAGGAGGGCUCUCUGGAUAUCACGCAGAGCGUUGACGAUGACCCACUUCUGGAAGCCCAGCUUCUCCCGAAUCACUCGCUGCAGGCCCACUUCCGACCAAGGUUCCACCCCCUUCCCACCGUCGUCAUCGCAAACCUGCUCCAGGUCAUACAUGUUGUGUUUGUGAUUUUAGCGUUUUUAACUGGUGUGCUUUGCUCGUACCCUGAUCCGAAUGAGGACAAAUGCCCGGGUAACUACACCAACCCACUGAAAGCUCAGACGGUCAUCAUCCUCGGAAAGGUGAUUCUGUGGGUCCUCCAUCUGCUCCUCGAGCGCUACAUCCAGCACCACCACAGCAAAGCCAGACGCCACGGCUAUGGCUGGAUCUACCGGUCCACGCGGCACCUGAAGAGCCUGGCGCUGACGGCGCACUCCGCCGGCAACACCGCGCUUCUCCUCACGCUGAGCCUGCAGCAUUCCUUUCCUGAGCCCAGCAGGGUGUACCUGGACCUCAUUUUGGCCAUCCUGGCCCUGGAACUCCUCUGUUCCCUCACCUGUCUGCUCAUUUACACAGUGAAAAUCCGAAGAUUCAACAAAGCCAAACCACAGCCUGAUGUACUUGAAGAAGAAAAAAUCUACGCAUAUCCCAGAAAUACUACCUCGGAGACUGGAUUCAGGUAA